AUGUGUGAGCGUGCGCGCGUGGGUGUGCGUGAAUGUGUACUUGUGUGUAUGAUUAUUGCAUGGCUUAAUGCGGCUGUUCAUCAUCCAUUGCGAAUAUUUCCCUUCCAGCAAGUUCAAGCCCAGCUGAUGGCGCUUCAAAAUCUUGCUGCUAUGUCGCAAGCAGCUACGGCUGCUGCUACCACUACCACGUUACCACCACAAUUGGCUCCAGCUACUGCAACAUUACCACCAUCGUUAGCUGCAGCAGCUGCUGCUGCGGCAGCAGCUGCUGCAGCCGGAUCAACCGGAAAUGCUACUACCGGAACAAUGCUACAGAAUAGUCGAAAACGUGCCUUGGAGGAGGAACAAGCUGCUGCUGCUGCUGCGGCGGCUGCCGCUGCUGGGCCAUCAACGUCGCAACAGUUCGAUCAGAAUUCCUUUCUCCUAGCUGCUGCUGCUGCGGCAGGUGCUGUCCCACGUAAACGUCCAGCUGCUGAAAAAGGUGGUGUACCAGUGUAUGCAAAUGGUGCUACAGCCCAACUUGCUGCUGCGGCUCAGGUACCACAAGCUACCUUCAAUCCAUAUUUGAUUCCCGGUAUCGGCUAUAUGCCAACUGUGUCAUCUCUAAAAUUUAAUCCGAAAAAAAUUGAUAAUGUAUCACUAUAUCCUUUUGGCUAUGACCGUCUAUCAGGAAAGAUCAGGACCCUACCUAUGGUUGCGACCAUUAAAGCGAUUUUUGGUAUCAGAGGAAAUCCGAGAUCAAUUGGAGAAAAUAAUUUUGUUGAAGGCUUUUGUUUUGGUAUGCAUUUGUGCUGA
Molecule: messenger RNA, 795 nt
Organism: Cercopithifilaria johnstoni
Lineage: Eukaryota; Metazoa; Nematoda; Chromadorea; Rhabditida; Onchocercidae
Source: the annotation of a GenBank genome assembly